Molecule: messenger RNA, 3045 nt
Organism: Fonsecaea erecta
Lineage: Eukaryota; Fungi; Ascomycota; Eurotiomycetes; Chaetothyriales; Herpotrichiellaceae
Exons: 1
Coding region: 1-3045 (1014 amino acids)
Biological process (GO): translation
Cellular component (GO): mitochondrial small ribosomal subunit
Molecular function (GO): structural constituent of ribosome; methyltransferase activity
Source: RefSeq, a predicted model, not a curated record
AUGCUGAGCCGAGCAAGGACUUCAGGUCUGUGCCAUGGCUGUUGCCAGGACUUUCAGAUAUUCUUCGAAAAUGGAUUCUGUGGCCCCGCCGUCACCCUGAAGAAUCGAACAACGCCACUACCCCUGCGAUGGCGAAGGACAUUCGCACCGCGACAACAUCUCAGAUCUUUCUCCAGGAAAUCCAGUCUCUUCCAACGACAUACUCUACAAGAAUCUGAUCAGAAACCGAGCCAACUGGAAAGCGAGCACACGUCAGCAGUCGACGUCGACCCGGAACAAUUGGAGGUUUUGCAAGAGCUGGAAAAGGCCUUGGGGCGGCCUAUAAAUGAAGCAAUUGACGAAGACCGAGCCGGACGCAUAUCCAUAAAAGAGAUAUUUCCAGGCAAGCAAAUAGACCUGGAUGAUAGCCCAGACGUCGUCGAUGGCAGAAAUGAUCCGCUUGCCGGUUUGCGAGCCUCCGGUGCAUCUUCUGAAGAUAUUGCACGGGAGGCGAGGCAGAUAUAUGGAGACAGGCUGCCUACCAUUGCUCUGGGGACAGAGGAGUUGAAGAUGUACAAACGUCUCUAUGGAUCCCCUAUUUCGCUACCUUAUGAGGAGUUUCUGGACGAGGAAGAAGCAAGCAUCGUCACGGAGAUCCGAAAUCAGCUCUUGGACCAAGAAGGGGAGCCCAUUGAUUACGACCCCGAGCCACGCGCCUUCGCGCGAUUGGGAACCAUCGACAAAGAAGAGCCUGCUGGCAAUACCCCAAAGCCUGCGCAAGGAGGAAUUGACCUCGGAGCGACCGGCGAGCAUAACCCGGCUCUUUCAUUGUCUGCUGAAGAUAGAGCAGCGGAAAUAGCUCGCAUGCUGAACGGCGAGAUUGUUGCAGGCUCAGGGCGAGAGGAGGAUCAGCAGGAUGAAAGUGAGGAGGAUGAACAAGAUCAGAACACGCGACAACAUCCAUUCACUCGGCUUGGAAAGUUCGCAACUACGCCCAGCAGCGUCCUCCUUUCCCAAAAAGACUUUGUGCGACCCGUUCAAAAAAUUAUGAGCGGUUUCUCCAACAAGCAUCUGAAAGAGAUGUGCGAGAAGACCUUUGGAGGACCUGGCCUUCCUGACUCGCCCCUGACACCUAGAUCAGGACGUUCCAGACCCCAAUUACCCAUUCCGCUCGAUGCCUCACAGCACUUGAUGGGUGAGAUGGAGGCGAACGCAUUCAUCACCACCAUUAUGCCACCAACGUACGCGGCCAUCGUGUCCGUCCUAGUUGAGACACGCAAGCGAUUAGGCACGACAUGGCUGGAUAAUCUCUUUGCGAAAGACGGUGGACCACGAGUCCUUGAUGCCGGUGCCGGGGGUGCAGGGAUCCUCGCCUGGCGGGAAAUCGUCAAAGCGCAUUGGGAUUCGUUACACUCGUCUGAUCGUGACCCCGUUCCUCCACCUCCACCCACGAAAGCUGUCGUCCUCACCGGUUCGGACACACUGAGACAUCGGGCGGCCGCGCUUCUCGAGGAUACGACCUUCGUCCCACGUUUGCCCGACUAUGUACACACCCGCGACGUGCCGACCCUCGAGGACGAUCGACCUGCACAACAACGCAAACAAUUCGAUGUCAUCAUCGCACCCCAUACUCUCUUUGGACUGCAAGAAGAUUACAUGAAAAAGCAGCAUGUGCAGAACCUUUGGUCAAUGCUCAGCCCCGAAGGCGGCGUUCUCAUCUUGAUCGAAAAGGGCAUACCUCGCGGCUUCGAAGCAAUAGCUGGUGCGAGAGAACUGCUGCUCGAGAGGUACAUUGCUGUCCCGGAGGGGCGAGUCACGGCAUACAGCAAGAUGCACAGUGAUACUGAAGACAUCCACACGCGAGAAACUGGUAUGAUUGUCGCGCCAUGUACGAACCACGAAAAAUGCCCAAUGUACAAGAUCCCUGGGCUCUCAAAGGGUCGGAAAGACUUUUGCAGUUUCCAGCAACGGUACAUACGGCCCAGCUACCUGCAACGAAUUCUCGGCGCGAAAGAUCGCAACCAUGACGACGUGGAUUUCUCGUACAUUUCUGUGAUGAAAGGACAGGAUCUGCGACAGCGACAAGUCCAAUCGUGGCGAGGGCUGGAAGAUUCUCUCUCUGCCCCUCUCCAUCCCAAUCCGCAGCUUGCGGCAGAUGAUUACCAGAACUGGACUCAGCUCUCUCAGAGCGGUUUCGAAGAGGUGCAGCCUACAAGCAAUCUCGCCGAUGCGCCCUCAAUAUUCCCAGACGCGGACAAACUUCCUUCGAGCCUGCCCUCCACGCACAAUCUCCCGCGCCUGGUUUUUCAACCAAUGAAGCGUCGUGGCCAUGUGCUUCUCGAUGUUUGUACCCCGUCGGGCAAGAUUGAACGCUGGACUGUCCCCAAAUCCUUCUCAAAACAAGCCUAUCGCGACGCGCGGAAGAGCCAAUGGGGCGAUCUGUGGGCUUUGGGUGCGAAAACACGCAUACCAAGGACACUGAGACUUGGUGGCGAAGAUACCAAAGAGGCAAGGAAGGCAAGAGGACGCAAGGAGCGGCUGAAGCAGCAGGCCGAGGAGUUGAUGGAAAAGAUGCACGAAGAGCAGUUGGAGGAGAUAGAAGACCAAAAGGAGAUGGAGAAGGCCUUCAAGGAGGGGAAGAUUCCUGGUGACGACGGCUAUGACUUCGAGAGUCAGGAGACAGUGGAAAGGACGUCUCGGCCGGGCCGGAUCAGGCGUGAGAAAUCGUCCAGCGGUGUCGAGAGCUUCUCCUUUGAGGAUUUCGACAUAGACGCAGUGAACCCGCCUCUCUUCCCCCCACCAAAGACACACUCUCCGACGCCGGCCUCGACUCAAGCAUCUCGACAAACUUUGUCCACGCGAGCACCGUCUGCCGUUUCGACAGACCAAGACGAGCAGGGCGACCUGACGGCCGAGGAACUCCAGACCCUGCAGGAAUGGAACGAACAACUCCAGGGAAGUGGGCCCGACAUGCCCAUCAAAGGCGGGAGAUCUGUCCGACGAUAUUCCAAGUUCGCGCCCAGGAGCAUGAAGACGGUGGCGAGGAAGAGCGGGAAAAUCAAAUGA